This is a messenger RNA of Pectinophora gossypiella (pink bollworm), 602 nucleotides long. Its product is annotated as keratin, type II cytoskeletal 1-like. The transcript has 4 exons. Lineage: Eukaryota; Metazoa; Arthropoda; Insecta; Lepidoptera; Gelechiidae. Bases 63 to 497 code for a protein of 144 amino acids. The record is from RefSeq and is a predicted model, not a curated record.
CUGGACAGUAGAUUUGCCGGAUUGUGACACUGCUAGUUCAUUAAUUAAACAGAUCCUCCAAGAUGAAAUUGUGCACGGUUAUCUUUGGCCUGUUGGCGGCGUGUGCGGUCUCCUACGCGGUGGAGCAUGGUCCCCUGAUGGCUGCCCUCCAGCCGAGAGUGGUGCCUGAGGAGCGCCAGAUCAUGCUGGUGGAACAACCCGGCCCUGGUCGCCAGAAGAGAAGUCUGCUUUUGGCUGGCGCGCUCGGUGCGGGCGCUCUCGGCGCUGGUAUCCUCGGUGCUGGAGUGCUUGGUGCCGGUGCCCUUGGUGCUGGUAUCAUCGGAGCUAAGGCCGGUCUGGUCGGAGGUGCCUUGGCGGCUAAGGCCUUCAGCGGCAGGAGCUACGGCGGCGGCUACGGCGGGUACUACGGCGGCGGCGGCUACUACGGCGGCGGUGGCUACUACGCUCCCGUCUACAGGAGCUACCCGACUUACGUUGUUGAAGACGACUGGUGCUAAACGAAACAACCUAGAUAUAAUAUUGUUGAUAAUUUAUGUAAUUUGUUGUGUGAAAGAGCGACUUCUGCCAGAGAUGUAUGAAAUGAAUAAAAUAAAAAACUUAUA